This is a messenger RNA of Cuscuta epithymum, 8016 nucleotides long. Lineage: Eukaryota; Viridiplantae; Streptophyta; Magnoliopsida; Solanales; Convolvulaceae. The record is from the annotation of a GenBank genome assembly.
CUCGCAAGUGCACGAGUCGCGGUAGUACAGUGCUCAAGUAAGGGUCGAAUCCACGGGGAAAAUGCAACUAAGUAAUUGGAAAACUAUUAAUUAAUAAAAAUAAAAGUGAAAUUAAUCUAACUAAAAAAAUGAAUUUUGAAUUUGUUUGAUUUGAAACUGAAAAGUAAAGCUUGAAUUAAAAUGGAUGCAAGGAAUUUAAAUGAAUGAAUAUAAAGUAAUUAAACAACUAACGGAAAUUGGUUGAGAAUUUAGCAAGAGAAGAGAUAGUACAGGAUUAUGAAUCAGUCACUACUUUUUAGUAUUUGUGAUUUAGUUAGUCAAUUAAAAUUGAGGGGUUCGUUCUAGACAGAAAUAUGACUAUUCCGUAUGGCGUCCAGAAUAAGUCACGUACUUUAACUAUUAAUCAACAGGAAAUAAUUAAUUCAAUAGUUAAAAUCCAUUUAUCACAAAAGAACUACGGAAACCCGAUUUAACAACCAAAUAGAUAACUUAACAAGACAGUCAAAUUAUCUAUUCUUUUAUCCAAAAGAGCUCGGAAUAAUAGGCAUGACAUGUACUCUAUUAAUCCACUCAAACAACUUAAUCAAUCAUACUAAAAUUGGCCAGAAGUUAACACAACAAAUUAAGUGAAUAAGAACAAUGGAUAAAACUCAACCAAUUGACAUAACUAAAUUCACAAUUUAUACUAAAUCAUAGCAACUUCAUCAUAACCCGGACUUAAAAAUUUAGCUACUCAUCCUGAAAUAGAAAUCUAGUAAAACAGUAAGAAAUAAAGAGAUCAUCUUAACGAUAAUGAAAUCAACCGACUGUGCUAAUACUCAAAUACAAAGUAUUUAAAUAGAGUACGAGUCAAGACCAUGAGGGAUUGGGGUUGAUUCAAACCAGAAUUUUCUAGAACAGUAAACGAUUCCUUCCUCCAGGAUUUUGCAGCCUGAAAACCAGAAGAACUGAAGAACUGUGUGUCGUCCCUAGGCCAGGUCUGCCCUCCCUUUCCGAGAAGUAUCUACGUCCCUUGCUAUGCACAGACAGUGACUAAGCAGCCCCGUCCUCUUCGAAUCAGCUCCCAACUGUCCGGCUUCCUCCUGCCUAGCUACUCCAGUCCGGCUUAUUCUCCCCAGGGAACCCUUGCUGCUGCGUUUUUAUUCGGCCCAAGAGUCUCUCGCUACAGUCCUUUUUUUUGGGCUCUUCUUUUUUCUUUUCUUAUGGAUUUGGGUUGCUGGUGCAGUGGUGCGUGACUUGAGAGGGGAAAUCCUCCUUUUUUUUUUUUUUUGCUGCGUAUAGUCUAUCUCCAAAGAUUCUAGCUCCCAAUCAAACUCACAUAAUGAGAGGGCUUGUGUUUAUUUAACUUAAAGUGAUCAGCCAAUGAAUUGGGCAAUUCAAAGUAACUCCAUUAUCUUGCAAUUUUCUCAAUUCAGCCCAGAAAAUCAUUAAAUUCUUCAAUUGUGGCCCUCCACCUAUAAAAAUUAUUUUUAACACAAAAUAUAACUCAAACCUCUCAAUUAGGCAAAUAAUAAGCAUAGAAUUGAAAUAAAGUAAUUUUAAAAUGAAGCACAAAUUCUAGCUCAUCAAACUCCCCCACACUUGCAUUUUGCUUGUCCUCGAGGAAAAUUAAAAUCAAGAAACAAUUCUAGCUCCAAGUGAUCAAAAUUCCCUUUCACUCACCAAGCAUUCCAACAUUCCUCUCCAUGACAAGAUAACUCAAGAAAUUCAAAUCAAGUAGGACCACAAUGCCAAACUCAAAUGUCAAUUAUCGAGACUCUCAUGUCAUUAAUAGAGAUGUAUUUUACAAUUCUAAAUGACCUAGUGAGAUGCUCAAGAAACUUUCCAGAAUUCAUGCAAAAUCCAAAGUCAAUCAGUCAACACUCUAUAGUCAUCAUGCACUCUUCCUUCCACCUUAUCAAAGCACAAACUUGAUCAAGAUCACUUAGGACUUUUAUUCGGGUUGUAACGUGGCCAGGGGUAAUGGUUAAUGAAAGAAAGGAUAUGUGAAAUCAAAAUAAAAGAGAAGACAUUUUCUAUACUAAAUUGAUCCUAGGAAGAGCUCAAAAAAAUGCUAAAGGGGCACAAAAAAACUAUUACAACAAUCAACCGGCUUCUAAAAUAACGGAGUACAUACAUAAAGUGAAAACAAUACAAACUUCAACUCCAUUCAUCUUUUUUUUUUUUACUUUUCUCUUUUUUUUCACUUUUUUUUUUCGUUUUUUUUUCUUUGUAUUUUUUUUUCAGCUUUUUUUUAAUGCUACAUCAACACUACUUCUAAAAGGAAACGUCAAGCUUCCAUAACAAAAUUACAUAUACAAACAGCCGGAAAAAAAAUGCUCCAAUAAGAUGAAAACUCUUCCAAGUCACAAUUUAAGUAAAAAAAUGUCAACUCAAGGGUGAUGGGAUAUUUUUUGGCUAUUUGGGCUCGGGUAAAUAAUGGUGGGUAAUAACAAAGAAAUUAUUAGUCAAAGCACGGUAGAAUGCUACAAGACCAAGUAGGCUCAAAGGGGGUAGCAAGCGGAAAUAAAAUGCAAAGGGUAGGCUAAAAGUCUCGGGUUAUGAAAAAUGGCCUAGAUCACUUCUCAAUCAGUUUGCACAAUAACUUAGCUUCCAAAAGAGCAACAAGACAAGUUCUAUCAUGCUAGAUAAAAGACAAAGGACUCACACUCUUUCCAGGAACGUUCAAGAUGCAUCCUAAAAGAUCAUAAAGAAUUGAAAAGUACAUCAAAAUUAAUGACACAAGAAGCUAUGAAAUUGACUCCAAGUAAAAACAAUGUGAAGGACUCGAUCAAACUCAAGAGAAAAUCUACCAUGUAGACCACCAAUCAUACCACAUACCAAUGAAAGGGAAAAUUUUCACAGCUUGAAGCCAAAGAAGUAAUCCUGAAAUUACAUUUCCCUCAAAUCCAAACAAGAAAACAGUUUUUUUUUUCAGUUUUUCUGAUUUUUUUAUUUGUUUUUGUGACUAAAAUAAAACAAAAAACGAGAGCUACUCCUCCCCCACACUUAUUUCAAGCAUUAUGCACAAUGAAAGAAUGAUAAAAAGGAAAAGAAAUACUCCCUGAUGCACUACGAACAGGAACGAAACAUCUUCAAUAUUAUCUGCAAAACUAAAAAACUAAGAAAGAAAAGAACAGUAUGGGGAGGGGAAAAACAGAAUUAAGAGAAUGAUUUUUUUUUUUGGUUUUUUUUAAUAUUUUUUUUUAAAGCAUGUGAUUAAACACAACAAGAGCAACAGUGUUCCCAAAGCUCAAGAUUUUCAACUCGCUCCACCAAAUCUCCACCACAUGAAUAUCUCUUCACUCUCUCACCAUUCACUUUAAAAAUAUUCCCGGAUUUUGGAUUUAUAAGCUCAAUUACACCAUCGGGAAAAAUUUGGCGAAUCACAAACGGGCCAGUCCACUUAAACUUUAUUUUCCCCUGAAAAAAUCUUAAACGAGAGUCAAGCAAUAGCACUUUAAUUCCAGGUUUAAAAUCUUUCCUUAAAAUGGACUUGUGCUGAAAAAGAUUAGUGCGCUUCUUGCAAACUUCCGCACUCUCAUAAGCAUGAUUCUCAAGUUCAUCUUCCUGCAACUUGUCCAAAGGAACAAUAGGAUCAAGAAUAUCAAGUGCAAAGCAACAACUAGAAUCAGCUGACAUGUUCAUUGAUUUCAAAAUGGAAAACUCAACUGUCUCGUCAAGCACACUCAUAGUCAAUUUUCCAUUUUGAACAUCAAUCAUAGUUUUUGCCGUAGCCAUAAAAGGUCUACCAAGUAAAAUUGGCAUGUCUUUCACAUACUUGCACUGAUCAUCCAUAUCCAAAACCACAAAAUCAGCAGGAAUGAUCAACUUAUCAACUUGAACUAAAACAUCCUCUACAAUGCCCCUAGGAUAUCUAAUAGAGCGGUCAGCAAGCUGUAGGGACAUAGUAGUAGAUUUAAGCUCAUUCAGCCCUAAUUUCAAGUAAACAGAAUAAGGCAUCAAAUUAAUACUUGCCCCCAAGUCAAGCAUUGCUUUUUCAGAUUUAGAAUUCCCUAAAUUAAUGUUGAUUAUAAAACUGCCAGGGUCCUCUAAUUUCGGGGGCAAAUCUUUUUGUAAAACAUCACUAACAGCCUUAGAAACAAAAACUUUUUCAUUUGGUUCAUACCUACGCUUUCUAGUGCUCAAUUCUUUCAAAAACUUAGCGUAGGCAGGCAUGUUUUUUAUCAUGUCAAGAAGAGGCAAGUUCACAUUAACUUUGGACAACAACUUAUAAAUCUCUUCAAAAGAACUGUUAAGCUUAGAACUUUUUAACCUGUUUGGAAAAGGAACGGGUGGAACAUAUGGCUUAGGCGGCACAUAUGGAUCUUCAGCUUCGUGCAGCCCGGUCUCCUCAUUCACUGAUUCAGCUUCAAGUUCUUUAUUUUCAGCUUCUACCUCUUCUGGUGGCUUCAAAAUGGGCUGCCUUUCAUCUUUCUCAAUUAUCUUCCCACCCUUCAGAACCGUGAUAGCUUUUGCCUCCUCGGUGUGGCUCGGUAGCUUCCCUUGCACAUGGCCUUGUAAACACUCAGCAAUCUGUCCCACUUGUAUCUCUAGCUUCCUCAAAGAGGCCUCGGUGCGCUGAAAACGCUGAUCGUUUGCUUGCUGAUUUUGGGUGCAGAUUUGCAUGAAAGUUUGCAAAGUAUCCUCCAAAGCAGGCUUCUUUUGGACAGGUGAUGGCUGGUUGCUUUGUUGUGUGUUACUCCAAGAGAAAUUAUGAUGGUUCCUCCAAUCGGGAUUGUAAGAGUUUGAGAAUGGCUCAUUUCUUGGCCCGUGAUUGUAGGAGUUCAUCAUAUGAGCUUGCUCAAAACCAGCUUCAGGUACUGCAUGCACAACGGGAGUAGACAUGCUCAUUGUCAUCACAUAGCACAUAUUCUUCAUCUGUUUGGACAACUCGGACAUCUGGAUGGCUAGUUCUGUCCCAACUCCCACUUCAUAAAUUCCUGGAGUUCUGCCACACACACGCUUCUGUUGUGAAUUGGCUCCGAGCAUAUCAAAAAGCUCUAAAGUCUGUUCUGCGGUCUUCUCUCCCAUUGCUCCUCCAGCUGCGUUGUCAACAAUAGCUUGGCAUCCUUGGUUUAAACCGUCAUAAAAGGUCUGAUUCUGGAGCGCCAAUGAAUAACCGUGGUGAGGGCAUUGAGUGAGUAGCAUCUUGAAUCUUUCCCACGCCUCAUGAAAUGGCUCACCUUCAGCUUGAGUAAAAGUGGCAAUCUUUCUUCUUAAUUCUGAAGUUUUCGACUGAGAAUAAUACUUGCCAAUGAACUUAUUGUACACAUCAUUCCAAGUGCGCAGGGAACCAGGUGUCAAAGACAUAAACCAUGCCUUCGCAGCUUCUUUUAGAGUGUAGGGAAAACACCUCAUCUUCAGCUCAUCUUCAGUCACUCCUUGCAAGGGGAAAUUCUGAACAAUGCCAUAGAAGUCUCGAAUAAAAAUCAGGGCAUCCUCAGAUGAAAGUCCAUGAAAAGAUGGCAAUUGGUUAAAGUGAACCGUCUUUAGAUCAUAGUUCCUGGCAGCCUCACUCAAUACAAUGCAAGACGGAGAGACACCCACAGUUGGUCUCCCAAACUCUUUCAUUAGCUGCGCGUCACCCAUUGUUGGAUUAGGAGCAAAUCGGAGCCUCCUCUUUGUUCUUUUGCCAAUUAAGUCAACUUGGUCGUUCAACGAUAGCAAAUCUGGAUUAAGUGACCUGCGACCAAGCAUACAAAAAAAACGAAAAAAAGAAAAGCAAACACAACUAACUAAAAUAAAAACAAAAUUAACAAUUUUCCAAAAACUAGUUAAACAAAUUCCCCGGCAACGGCGCCAAAAAUUGAUAGACAAUUUAAUAGUCCUCGCAAGUGCACGAGUCGCGGUAGUACAGUGCUCAAGUAAGGGUCGAAUCCACGGGGAAAAUGCAACUAAGUAAUUGGAAAACUAUUAAUUAAUAAAAAUAAAAGUGAAAUUAAUCUAACUAAAAAAAUGAAUUUUGAAUUUGUUUGAUUUGAAACUGAAAAGUAAAGCUUGAAUUAAAAUGGAUGCAAGGAAUUUAAAUGAAUGAAUAUAAAGUAAUUAAACAACUAACGGAAAUUGGUUGAGAAUUUAGCAAGAGAAGAGAUAGUACAGGAUUAUGAAUCAGUCACUACUUUUUAGUAUUUGUGAUUUAGUUAGUCAAUUAAAAUUGAGGGGUUCGUUCUAGACAGAAAUAUGACUAUUCCGUAUGGCGUCCAGAAUAAGUCACGUACUUUAACUAUUAAUCAACAGGAAAUAAUUAAUUCAAUAGUUAAAAUCCAUUUAUCACAAAAGAACUACGGAAACCCGAUUUAACAACCAAAUAGAUAACUUAACAAGACAGUCAAAUUAUCUAUUCUUUUAUCCAAAAGAGCUCGGAAUAAUAGGCAUGACAUGUACUCUAUUAAUCCACUCAAACAACUUAAUCAAUCAUACUAAAAUUGGCCAGAAGUUAACACAACAAAUUAAGUGAAUAAGAACAAUGGAUAAAACUCAACCAAUUGACAUAACUAAAUUCACAAUUUAUACUAAAUCAUAGCAACUUCAUCAUAACCCGGACUUAAAAAUUUAGCUACUCAUCCUGAAAUAGAAAUCUAGUAAAACAGUAAGAAAUAAAGAGAUCAUCUUAACGAUAAUGAAAUCAACCGACUGUGCUAAUACUCAAAUACAAAGUAUUUAAAUAGAGUACGAGUCAAGACCAUGAGGCAUUGGGGUUGAUUCAAACCAGAAUUUUCUAGAACAGUAAACGAUUCCUUCCUCCAGGAUUUUGCAGCCUGAAAACCAGAAGAACUGAAGAACUGUGUGUCGUCCCUAGGCCAGGUCUGCCCUCCCUUUCCGAGAAGUAUCUACGUCCCUUGCUAUGCACAGACAGUGACUAAGCAGCCCCGUCCUCUUCGAAUCAGCUCCCAACUGUCCGGCUUCCUCCUGCCUAGCUACUCCAGUCCGGCUUAUUCUCCCCAGGGAACCCUUGCUGCUGCGUUUUUAUUCGGCCCAAGAGUCUCUCGCUACAGUCCUUUUUUUUGGGCUCUUCUUUUUUCUUUUCUUAUGGAUUUGGGUUGCUGGUGCAGUGGUGCGUGACUUGAGAGGGGAAAUCCUCCUUUUUUUUUUUUUUUUUUGCUGCGUAUAGUCUAUCUCCAAAGAUUCUAGCUCCCAAUCAAACUCACAUAAUGAGAGGGCUUGUGUUUAUUUAACUUAAAGUGAUCAGCCAAUGAAUUGGGCAAUUCAAAGUAACUCCAUUAUCUUGCAAUUUUCUCAAUUCAGCCCAGAAAAUCAUUAAAUUCUUCAAUUGUGGCCCUCCACCUAUAAAAAUUAUUUUUAACACAAAAUAUAACUCAAACCUCUCAAUUAGGCAAAUAAUAAGCAUAGAAUUGAAAUAAAGUAAUUUUAAAAUGAAGCACAAAUUCUAGCUCAUCAGACCCACCUACAAACAAAUCUUCUAAUCAGGAUGCAAUAUCAGAUUCAAAGAUUAAGGAGAAGGAAAUAUUGGAUCACUUACUGCUUGGAGAUAUCCCCGGACUUACUGUCUGCCACAAUGAAGGAAAGCAGGACAUUAAAGAUGACUUCUCCAUCCAGUUCAUGGAGAAACAAUCUGAAUAUGAUCCUGAACUUGCAUCCAAGGAAUAUGGUUCUGAUUCUGAGCCACCACACAGACAGGAAAGUAAACAAGAUUGGUUAGAUGUUUUACCUGCUCUCAUCAACAAAGUCAGCUUCAUGGUUCAAUCUAGGAAACAAAGAGAAGAUACAGAAUUGAUAGCAGCACUAUCACAGUCACCUGAAAAACAAAUUGACCAAAAUCUUGAAGAGGAGGAGUUCAUUAAGGUGGGGAGAAGGAGAAAACAAAAGAAAACAAUUCCACAGACACCUACUAUGACCACUAGGAAUGCUGCCAAAAGGCAAUCUAAAACUAUUCCUACUGGUUACCCAUGAAUGGUUUAGUCUGGAAUGUGAGAGGUUUGGCUUCCUCCGGGCCAAGACUAUCUCAAUUGAUUGCUACUUGGAGGAUUCACUUUCUUAUAGUUAUUGAGCCAAUGGUUGAUCACAAUAAGGCUG